CUGGGCGGAGGCCGGGACCGGGACCGGGGCUGGGGCCGGGGCCGGGGCGCGGAGCCUCUCAGCGGGCGGGAGGGACGCGGCGCUUGGCAGCGGCAGCCAUGCGGGGCGGCGGGCUUCUCCUAGCGGCGCUCCUCGCUCUCCUGGCACCCGGCAGAGGCAACGAUGGUGACUUCAGGUUAGAAGAUGCAUUUGGACCUUCAGAGAAACCUCUUCCGACUCAGAAGGCACCAUCAGACAAUGAUGGGUUUAGCUUGGAAGAUGCUCUUCAGCCUGGUGAACCCAAGCCAGGCCCGCCUGCAAAGCCCAGAGACUCUGAUAACCCGAAGCCAGGUUCACCUGCAAAGCCUAGAGACUCUGGCAGCUUUGAUGAUUCAGAUCUAUACAAUGGUGAUUUACCAAGAGCAGGAGGUGGUGGCGGUGGUGGCAGUGGACAAAAGGACUCAGGUCCAAAUAAGGUUGAAGACAGUGAGGCUUCUCAGGGAGCAAUAGCUGGAAUUGUAAGCGCUGUCGUUGCUACUGUAAUUGGAGCAGUGUCUAGUUUCAUUGCUUAUCAAAAGAAGAAACUCUGUUUCAAACAAAGCGAUGAAGAGAAUGUGAAUAUGGAUAGCCAUAGGGGAGCGCAAUCUGAGCCACCUGGUAAGAGAAGAAUCUAGAUGGAAGACCAAAUUUUUGUUCAGCGCACACUUCUGGAGAACUAAGAGAAAUCAUGAUGAAGACCAGACCAUUGAAACUGGAUAGGGAGCC
Molecule: messenger RNA, 744 nt
Organism: Cygnus olor (mute swan)
Lineage: Eukaryota; Metazoa; Chordata; Aves; Anseriformes; Anatidae
Gene: CD99
Product: CD99 molecule (Xg blood group)
Exons: 11
Coding region: 99-653 (184 amino acids)
Biological process (GO): positive regulation of neutrophil extravasation; homotypic cell-cell adhesion; T cell extravasation
Source: RefSeq, a predicted model, not a curated record